Molecule: messenger RNA, 2363 nt
Organism: Phalacrocorax carbo (great cormorant)
Lineage: Eukaryota; Metazoa; Chordata; Aves; Suliformes; Phalacrocoracidae
Source: RefSeq, a predicted model, not a curated record
GGGGGGAGGAGCUGCGCCCCUGUGUGUGUGGCGGAAGGCGGCGGGGCUGGCCGGUCGGGGAUGUGGAGAGCGGGCAUGGCCGCCGGGGACGGGCUGGGCCCGGCGCUGCGGGCCGUCACCGAGCAGGUGCAGCAGGCGGCGGCGCGGAGGCCGCAGGGGCUCCCGGCCGUGCAGCCACGGCUGGUGGCCGUCAGCAAGACAAAGCCGGCAGAGAUGGUGAUCGACGCCUACAGCCACGGGCAGCGCAGCUUUGGGGAGAACUACGUUCAAGAGCUGCUAGACAAGGCAUCAGAUUCCAGAAUUCUGUCAUCUUGUCCGGAGAUUAAGUGGCAUUUUAUUGGCCAUCUGCAGAAGAGUAACGUCAACAAGCUGAUAGCUGUCCCUAACCUGUUCAUGUUGGAAACGGUGGAUUCUGUGAAGCUGGCAGACAGAGUCAACAGCUCAUGGCAGAAAAAAGGGUCGCCUCAGAAGCUGAAGGUCAUGGUGCAAGUUAACACGAGUGGAGAAGACAGUAAGCAUGGCCUCCCUCCCGGAGACACCACGGCUGCCGUGGAGCAUGUCAUCAACAAGUGUCCAAGCCUGGAAUUUGUGGGGCUGAUGACGAUUGGCAGCAUCGGGCAUGACCUUAGUAAGGGGCCAAAUCCUGACUUUCAGAUGCUGCUGUCUUUGCGGCAGGAAGUGUGUGAAAAGCUGAAUCUCCCCAUUGAGAAGGUGGAGCUGAGCAUGGGCAUGUCCACAGACUUCCAGCACGCAAUAGAGGUUGGCUCCACAAAUGUCAGGAUUGGAAGCACUAUUUUUGGAGAGCGAGAUUAUUCCAAGAACGCAGUCGGUGGCAGGGCCCCUGCCGAAACUGAAGGCAAAACGGAGACCGUGACAGCGCAGGGUCAUUAGAGGGAGAAAACAGUGGCCUCUGCAGAGGACAGAUGAUGGGAGACCUCACUAUGCAUUCUUACCUCCCUCCGUGUCAGCACCCGAUCGUGAUGGUGAGAGGGAAUUCCUCGUAACAGAACAGAGGCCACAAAUGCCUCAUCAUUUAUUGUGAUUAUAGAGUACCCAUAGGGACUGGAAAUUUUUAUAACCAACAAAUGAUAAGAAAAUUUAUGAUUUAAAGUGACUGUGGUGUCUUGGCUCCUUCAGGGCCAUUAAGAACAGUGACUUUUGGAUAAGUGGGUUGAACAAACUAAAUAUUUGCCAGGAUGGAGUUGCUAAUGAGCACGCUGUAUCUGCAGCGGUGUCAGUGAUUGUUUUCCCUGAAGACUAAAUUCUUCAUUAAACAAGUUAUAAUCUUGCCAGAGACCUAUAAAUGUUUCCCCAAAUAAGUUUUCUGCACGUGGUCACUGCUGAGGGAUGCUUACACAGAAACUGUGAUAGAGACGUACUGUGACACUGGAGAGACUAUAUCCAUUUAAACAGAGGAGGAAUAGCAGGCACACAAGGAUGGAUGGAGUUUAUAUUUGUCCUUUUCAGGCUGACACUGCUAACUUUUCCCACUGGUUCUGUGUCUGCUCAGAUCUCCCGGGAUGCUUUCAACCUUCCCCUUCCCCUCUUGUGAAGUGUUGUUGGGAGUUCUUUUCAUCCUGCGUGGUAGUUCUUGAUGCUGUAAGUUCUUUUUGGUCAGAAUGGGGCUCUUCUGCGAGGUCCCCGCUCUAGCAUCAGCUUGCUGCCGCUUUCCAAGGCGAGUCACCGAGCGGUUCAGUGCCUCCGCCGUCCCGCUGCAUCUGUAUGAGGACAAUAAGGCUUGCUUGUCGCACAGGGCAGCAGCGAGGUUUGCUGGAGGCGUACUUCAGAAAGUAAGCUAUUAUUAUUCCACUGUGUUCUAGGUUCCUGAAAAAAAAAAUCCAGUCACCCCUGACAGAGCUUGUGGGCAAUGUCUUAAUAUCUUAAGCGCUGGUCUAGCCUGCACUUCGCCUGGAAGAGGGAAACGACUCUUUCACUGCAGUAACCGUUUGGUUCAGCUGCGAGCAGAAGCUCCUGCAUUGUCACGUGCUAUUUGGCCAACGGUAGCUACAGCAAGUCUCCCUCGUAACCUGUGUUACACUACAUUUUUGGGCUUUUGUGUGCUGCUAAGAGGAGGAGACAUCAGUGGCCAGCAGAAACGUUCUUCCCAGGCUUUCCCCUGUGUGUAUGUGCUUAAACCUAGCUGCUGGCUUUACUCUCUGACUAUAAAUGCUGAAUGUAAAUGAAAAGAGUCGGCUCUAACACGAACCUGUCAUAGCUACGUGGGUUAGAAGCAACAUGCAGUCUGAGCCGCCCUCCUCGGCACUGCACCAUGUGUUGUUUCAUAGUCUAUUAAUAAAAAGUGGUGAAUUUUAAUACCAUCUGUGCCAACUAUAAAGCUAUUAAAGAUGUUAUUUUAUUAUCCA